This is a messenger RNA of Camponotus floridanus (Florida carpenter ant), 2035 nucleotides long. Its product is annotated as bone morphogenetic protein 10. The transcript is spliced from 5 exons. The coding region runs from base 223 to 1854 and encodes 543 amino acids. Gene Ontology annotation, cellular component: extracellular region. The record is from RefSeq and is a predicted model, not a curated record. Lineage: Eukaryota; Metazoa; Arthropoda; Insecta; Hymenoptera; Formicidae. Gene Ontology annotation, biological process: SMAD protein signal transduction. Gene Ontology annotation, molecular function: cytokine activity; growth factor activity.
UUCGGUUCGGUGAAGUCUAUUCCGACUCUAUUACGCGACUCAUCUUUUUCUUUCUUUCUGGAUAAAGACAGUCGAGAAAAACGCUAGUUUAAUUAAUUAGUUGAUGUCUUUCAAUUGCGAUGAAAGCAUAAUCGACGAGUGAUCGAUUUUUGCGUGCGAUUUUUCAAAAAUACGUCCAAGAUUUUACCUUUUUUUCAUACGUGAAUAUUCAUAUCGGCGGUGAUGAAGAAAAGCGUGCCAUUCUGGUUGCUAGUGUUGCUGGUGCUAAUAUCUCUGAGCGAUGUUAAAGGGUAUCCAAAACUAAAGUUUUUCAGGGACAAGAAUAGUCAUCGGUCAAAAUUUGAAGAUUUGUCGUGGAGAUCCUUCGAACAGCUAGAAAAGAACGAUCACGCACUCCGACGAGAGGCAACUCUGCAAAAAAUGCAAGAGAUUUUCGGUAUUCGGAAUCAAAAUGAGAAACUGGCACAUCAUAAAGUACCGCAAUUCAUGAUAGAACUUUACAAUGCUGUCAGCGGAGACACGCAAAAUCGAAAUCCUUACAACGCCAAGGUUGUGCGCAGUUUCAUUGAAAAGGACACUUCUCUACCGAACUUCUAUUUUUUCAACGUUUCGGGUCUGGAGAUAAACGAAUCGGUGUUAGGCGCCGAGCUGCAUCUUUAUCGAAAGAAAACAUCAAUGGAGAAUUUUCCUUUAUAUCCUUAUUAUAUGAUAAAACUGUAUCAAGUUCUGAAUGAUCGCAACCUAGACAUGCCGAAUCUUCAUAGAUUAUUGAAUGUUUAUUAUGUUGGUGCAGACAUUUCCGGUUGGCAGGUGCUCAAUGUGACACAGGCUGUUUUUGGAUGGUUGAAUGGCGAGCCAAAUCUGGGCCUUUUAGUGACGGUGUCGAGUCUAUUCGAGAACAAAAUGUCGAUGGAAUUUUUUCGCCGAAAUGGUCACUAUAAUAAGCAGCCGAUACUAGUGCUUUUCGACGACAUUAGCAACAAGCUUAAUCCAUCUAGCAAAUUUUCGUAUGACGUUUACGGAUAUCAGAGUGACAAGAAGGACCGAGAAGUGGAGCAAGAGAGCGAAAGAGAAGAGAAAGAAAAGGAAGAAAAAGAUAAAAUAAAUUUGGAGAACGACUAUAGUGACGAGGAACACAGAUUCAAGAGAUUACCAAAAGACGGUCAGCUCGAGGAAGUUAUGCUGACGAAUAGAUACGAGCCAGAAUUCUUCCAGCGGUCAAAGAGAAGACGCGAAAGGAAGGAUGAUAAACGAGAAAAGAAUGAACCUGCCUCUUACGAUUCUCAAGAACGAGAAACGGAAUCGUUGAUGCUGGAAGCAGCAACGAGGCGUCGGCGUCGCGAUGUCGCGUCGACCAAGAGACGCACCACCAAAAUCGUGUCGAAGAAUCACACGAGAAAGAUUCCGAGAGUCUUGACAUCAAUGGACAUUUACGAGAGGGCGGAAUUUCGCGAGCGGCUGGGCCAGAAAAUACGUAAUCAAUCGACGAGACAGCGUCGCUCAGUAGACAAUGAAAACGCGAUAACGAUACAACCGAACACGACCGAGUGCACGAGACACGAGCUCUACGUCGAUUUCCAGGAUAUCGGCUUGUCUUCGAUAAUCGCGCCGCCCGGCUACUCCGCUUAUCAGUGCAAGGGUGUGUGCGAGUCACCUCUCAGUCAGGAUCAAUUGCCGACUAAUCAUGCGACGAUACAAGCGAUCGUGCACAAGAUAGGCCUGGUGAAGGGCGUCGAGAAACCCUGCUGCGUGCCGAUCAAGCUGCAGAGUAUCAGUAUCCUCUUCUUAGAUAAGGAGAGCGUCGUGCUCAAAAACUACGAAGACAUGGUUGCCGAAAGUUGCGGAUGUCGUUAAGUAAAAUGACUGAAUUUUCUUGAAGAAUUUCGAAUCUCAUCGCAGAGACACUUUCGCAGAAAAGCAUGAAUAAAUGCUGGCAGAAAAUGGUGAUAUCGGAAGAAAAGAAGGGAUACAUUAGAUAUCGACCUAAAAAUAGAGAAUUUCUGUAAAUGUAAAUCUGACAAAAUUAUAUACUCUA